Messenger RNA from Passer domesticus (house sparrow), 4563 nucleotides. RefSeq names its product defective in cullin neddylation 1 domain containing 2 (gene DCUN1D2). The record is from RefSeq and is a predicted model, not a curated record. Gene Ontology annotation, cellular component: ubiquitin ligase complex. Gene Ontology annotation, biological process: protein neddylation. Gene Ontology annotation, molecular function: ubiquitin-like protein binding; cullin family protein binding; ubiquitin conjugating enzyme binding. The transcript is spliced from 7 exons. Bases 753 to 1487 code for a protein of 244 amino acids. NCBI's taxonomy places the organism in Eukaryota, Metazoa, Chordata, Aves, Passeriformes, Passeridae.
AGAUGGUCCCAUGUUUACUCCUCACUGGAUCAGAAUUCAGUUCUCUUUUAGGAGACACGUAAAUUUUCCGUUAUACCUGAUGAUUUAAGCUGUAGUGGGGAAUUUAUACCAAUUUCUCAGCUUAACUGUUGGCCCAGAACAUGUGUUAAGCAAGGUUUAACAAAAUCGGAAAGUACAGAAUAUAAUAAAAAACAGAGUUUGACUUAAGCUAUCUCCUUCUACUUCGAACUUAAUGUAAAGAAUAAUGUUGAAAUAUGUUACCAGUAAAUUUUCUCCCUGUAAAAUGCCCAUUCCUACCUCUUGCGUGUUCCAGAAGUUUAGGGAUAUUGUUUCCAUGUGGUUGUUUUAAUUGAGAGAAACAUCGUAUUAAUUCCUGUAGGCAACUGCACCAGGCUUUUUUGUUGUUUAAUGUGUUAGUAGUAUAAACAUAGUUUUCAAAGUUUAAUUAAAGUUUUAGAUCACAUUUACAGCAAUCUUAUAGUUCCAUUGUAGCAUCCAGCAGUCUCCAGUAUGCCCACUUCAUCUAUUUUAUUUUUGCCUUAUGUCUUCUGUUGGCAGUGUUUUAUAACAUAAUUAUAUGAUAAAUGCUUCUGCCUUUUUCAGCCGAUGACUGAUUAAACUUUGCAUUGUUAAUUGUGGCUAAGAAAAUAUUAGGAAAACUCUUGGGUAUUUUUUCUCCAUGUAUGGAUUUAUACAGAAUUUGAGAAUCUCACAAACUGAAAUCAUCCCAGAAGGACAAGGUCCGCCAGUUUAUGGCAUUUACCCAGGCUGGUGAAAGGACUGCUAUAUACUGCUUAACACAGAAUGAAUGGAAACUAGAAGUGGCAACAGACAACUACUUCCAGAAUCCAGACUUGUACUACAAAGAAUCCAUGAAAAAUUCAGUAGACAAGAAGAAAUUAGAACAAUUAUAUAAUCGAUACAAAGACCCACAAGAUGAAAAUAAAAUUGGCAUUGAUGGGAUUCAGCAGUUCUGUGAUGAUUUAAGCCUGGACCCAGCCAGUAUCAGUGUUCUGGUUGUGGCAUGGAAAUUCAGGGCAGCCACGCAAUGUGAAUUCAGUAAAAAAGAAUUUAUUGAUGGCAUGACAGAGUUGGGGUGUGACACCACAGAAAAGCUAAAAGCUUUAUUGCCAAGGCUGGAACAAGAGCUAAAGGAUCCAGCAAAGUUCAAAGAUUUUUAUCAGUUUACUUUUAACUUUGCUAAAAAUCCUGGACAAAAAGGUCUAGAUCUAGAAAUGGCAAUUGCAUACUGGAAUUUAGUCUUGUCAGGAAGGUUUAAAUUUUUAGAUCUCUGGAAUAAAUUUUUGUUGGAACAUCAUAAAAGAUCAAUUCCAAAAGAUACUUGGAAUCUUUUGUUAGAUUUUGGAAAUAUGAUUGCAGAUGAUAUGUCCAACUAUGAUGAAGAAGGAGCGUGGCCUGUUCUAAUAGAUGAUUUUGUGGAAUAUGCACGACCAGUAGUCACAGGAGGAAAACAUAAAACUUCCUAACCCCAGAUUUGUCGAUCUGGACUAAAUGAACUGCAGUGGGUAAUGAAGAUUUGUUAGCUGAUAACUGCACGUUGGUGCUGGUUUCAGUGGUCAUGAUGACAUUCUGCAGACAAAACUGCAAUUCCUCCUUUCUGCCUAAAGAAAAUGAUGAAGGAUGUGUGGACACUUCAAGAACAAACUCAGAAGAUCCAAGCUGUUUGUAGGCUAUUGGCUUCAAUUAUUGUACUGGUUGUAUCAUAUAGGAUGUAGAUUUUGCAUGAUUUUAUACUUUGGAGAAGUUUAACUAGAGGCCAUUUUAUUAAAGUUUUGACAGCACAGCAUGCCAUUCAGUUCAUAAUCCAAAGUGAACACCAGCAGUUACAUAAAUAAAAAUGUAUUAUAUUGUACUUAUAUUAAAAGCAGUAUUUGUGGUAUAUAAAUUAAAUCCAUAAAUAAAACUUAUGCAGUAUGUUGUAUUUUUAUAAAAGUUAGUUCUGUGGAUCUGUCUUAAUACAGAGUUGUAAAAAAAACCCAAACAAAUGAACGUAUGCUUUUUUUUGUUUUUAACUUAUUGCCAAAAUGUUAAAUUUGUAUUUUUACAUCCUAGGUGUAUACAGUGAUUACAUCCAGCCUUUUGCUCUCUCCCAAUGAAUUUGACUUCCUCAUUUUUCUUGUUGAAGUGCUUGGACAUAUAACAAUAGCAUUGCUGAGGACAGGCUGCUGCUCUAUGCUGUGUUGCAACUCCAGCUUUUUGUAGUAACCAUUUUAAAGCAGACAUUAAACAACCAAAGAUGCUUUUAUGAUUCAUGUUUAGUUAUCAUAAUUCAGUUAGUCUCCAAUAUGUGUUUUAUUUAUUUUUAAUAAUUAACUGGUGGAAUAUGGAUUUUAUUUGUAGCUUGAAACAUAUCAUACAUUUUAGCUAAGUGUAACAUAGUUGUAAAUUCAUUUCCUGGCACUUCUCACAGAAAAUAGAUGUGAGUAAGCCCCAAGACUUAACUACUUGGCUUCCAUGGUGGAGAAAUAAUUAGGGGUAAGGAGACUUUAUAUUAAUGAUUACAAGUGUGCAUGCCUGUGAAUGUGUUGUGCAUUCAAUUACAUUUGAGGGGAAUAAAAAGCAAAUUAAUGCAGUUUCUGUGAUCUCAAGGCUGGUGAAAUUGGACCAGUUUUCACCAAAUCUGAAUUUGUUCAGUCACUUGUUUAUCCCCUUUUGCCAGCCACCGAUUAUGAAGUGCACAGUGGUGUCAGUCUUCUGUUUCUCAUCAGUGUCUUCUGAUGUCUAAGCACAAAAGUUUUACCAGAAACUAUUCAGUGUGUCUUCGCACAGGGCUCUUGCAAAUGCUACCUCAUCAAAAUGAGUUUGUCAUAGCCACUGUAAUAUUUUGUUAAAAUGAAGAGUUGCUAGAGAGUAUGUACAGCUAUGAUCAAUAUAUUUUCUGUAUUUAAGGCUGAAUAGAUGCAAGAAUUUUGGAUAAAAUAGUGCAUUAAGUUAUAUAAUUUAUAUAUCUGUUUGGCUUGGUUGGAGUGUUGCAUGACAGCAGAGUCUUUUAUUUUGUAGUUUCCAGGGUAUAAAAGCUUACAAUUCUCUUAAACUCUAAAUAUUAGAGUUUCAUACAAGCAUUAUGUUAACACAACCUGCAAGUGUACAUGCUGCAUACAGAGGCUGCCUUUGUUCUUCCACUUGCUAGAACUUCAGUUGUGCAUGGCAUUUAAAAAGCAAGACGAGGGAAAAUUGGUACAAAUUAGUGAUUUUUCUCUUAGUAAGAGCCUAGCAAGCAAGUUACAAAUGCUCUGUGAGUGAUUUGUUAUGAAUAUUUGUCUUUUUUUGUGAGUGUCACCCCGGCCAAACAGCCGCCAGGUGUCAGCGUCUGAGCCCGCUGCUGCCUGGUGCUCCUGUGCAGAGUUACCCACGGGGGUUCUGCCAAAUUGCUGCUUUCUGACUGCACCUUUUUAGAAGGGCAUUUGUGUAACUCCAAGUAUUCUACAGAAGUCAGCAGAGAGCUAGAAGUAGUUAGGCUCUUUUUACUGCGUUUGAUUUAUCUAUGCCUCCUCCCCAAAACCAGCCAUUUCUAUAUCUGUCCCACAGGCUUUGCAGAAUGUGUAACAUCCUGCAGCAUCAAGUGCAUUUAUCUAGCCAGAAGCAAUGGAAUGCUUGUUACUCACACAGUUGCCAUUUAAAAUACAUAGAUAAAAUAUAACUGACCAUAAGUAGCUUAAUCUACUGGUAUGUGAUGUAACUGAAGCUUCAUACCACUAGAGCUUGUGAAACAUUUGCUCAUGAUGAGUGCUCCAUCAAAUCAUUCUGAUGAACCUUCUACCUUUUAGAAUAAAUAGAGCAUAAAAAAUGCAUGUGGGAUGAGGGUUUUUUUCCUUGUUAAUCAGAGCAAGAAGGAAGGGGUGCUUAGCCCAGGAUUCAGUGUGUGUGUGCACAUACACACACAUGUAUUUACUCUUAAAUCUCAUUCCUGGGGGGAUCCUUCCUGGGUGACAGUGGAAGACUAGGCAAAAUACUCCAGAGAUAGUAGUUGAUCCUUGUGAGCCAGCUUGUGAGGUUUGCUAUGCUUUCUCUUUUCUUCUUCCUUGUCUUCUACCCAUUUUAAACCACAUGUGAUUUUUACAUUCCCAUAUGAAGUAACACCUUCACACUUAAACUGUCAUAAAAAUGCAAAUAAACUGCUUUCACCUUAAAAGUUUUCUUACGUAUUUUAAAAAUUUGCUGCUGUCCACAGUUUCACUUUACAGGGUACUCUGACUUCCAUUUUAAGUAAGCUGAUACAGUGGUAACACCUAGGCUGCUCAAUUUAUAAUCCUAAAUGGUACAGAUGUCUUCAAGUUGUUCAGUGCAUACAGUAUUACUUCACAGAUAUGCUGUAUGUAUUUUUAAACUUGGUGCCAAGUUGUUUGGUUUGAAACGGAGCCAUAGGAUUUGUACUUGCCAAUUCUAAAUUUAAAUGUAAUUUAUCAUGUGUGUCAUGCUAAGGAGAGCAAACCUGCAGGCAUCUGCUCGUUCAAUGCACCUGGGAGAUUUGCUGCUGAGUAAGCUGUACUUGUGUGUAUAUUUUUUGGCACUGGAAAAAGGAAUAAAUGGACUGUCAAAGGA